CCGUAACUGUUUCCGGCGCAAGACGGGUUUGACUGUUGAGGGUCGACGGGAAUAGUUUUCUGUUAUGGCAGCUGCAACGGCUGCUAUGGCGGCAGCACGACAGUUAUAUCGAGGCGCUUUUUUGACGAAGGCACGACUCCUCUGUCAGGCUCCGGGAGCGAGACUCGUCUAUGGGCGCCAGGCUCUUUCGGGAGGCGGCGGAAGCGAGGAGUCUUCUAGGAAAGAGGAAUCCUUUGCAUCCAUGUUGAGGCGUUCUCCUCUGAUUCAGAUGGGACCUGCCAAAGACAAAAUUGUUAUUGGGGAGAUUUUCCACGUCUUAGAAGAUGAUCUGUAUAUAGAUUUUGGUGGCAAAUUUCACUGCGUGUGCAAACGACCAGAAGUAGAUAGCAAGAAAUACCAGAGGGGAACCAAAGUCCGCCUGAGGCUGAUUGACCUUGAACUCUCAUCUAGAUUCUUGGGAGCAAAAACAGAUACAACUUUACUGGAAGCUGAAGCGGUGCUCUUGGGACUGAUGGAAGGCAAAGAAAAUAGACAAAAAUAGUAAAUGUAUAAAUAAAACUGUGUAUAUUCACUUGUGGCUUUGUUUCAGUGAGUGCUGAUAUAUAGCUCGUUUGAUGUGCACAGUGUGGCCAAUUUGAAUUAAAGGUUGAAAUUUUUCUUAUAACACACGUUAAAAGUAAAUGUAACAGCUUUGGCUCUGUAUGAUGGUCCUUUUGAAGACCUGUGUUGAUUGCAAGAUUUAUGAUAAAGACAUGAGUCUGUGAGAAUCACAUAGCUAAAGGGUGAGUAGGAACUACAUAGAUCUUCGUUAUAUGCCUCCUUUAAAAUAAAGUUGUGUAAAAAUACUACCAUGUCCAUGAUACCUGGAACAGUACUACAGCAGUGUUUAGGACCUUUAUAUUCUUUUAGAAACAGUAGAACUUUUAAAAUAGGUUCCCCUCCCCCCCGUCUUGAUGACCUAGCUCUUGAUCAUACAAGGCCUUCUCUUGAACUGUUUAAUGUUUCUGUAAGAAAACUGGGUUUAAAUAAGCUGAGGUUUCAUGGAAGACCAGCCAGUGAGUAAUGCAGUGCUAUUUUCAACUCUCUUUGAAAAAAGAAAAAGUA
Gekko japonicus is the source of this 1104-nucleotide messenger RNA. RefSeq names its product mitochondrial ribosomal protein S28 (gene MRPS28). Gene Ontology annotation, cellular component: mitochondrial small ribosomal subunit. The transcript is spliced from 3 exons. Lineage: Eukaryota; Metazoa; Chordata; Lepidosauria; Squamata; Gekkonidae. The record is from RefSeq and is a predicted model, not a curated record. The coding region runs from base 65 to 541 and encodes 158 amino acids.